AUGGGGGUGCACGACAUGAUCCACAGGACACACAUUACAGGUCUGAUCUCAGAGCAGCUUCUCAGAGCAGCUGUUGGAGGAUCUGUCCUGAUCCCCUGCUCUCUCCAUGAUAAUCGAACACUCAGCAGCGUUUACUGGCAGGAGGGUGAACAACAUUUCUUUCUGUGGGACAGUGGGAAAAUAAUACAAAUCCCAAACAACAAAUAUGAGAACAGGGCUCAAGUCUUCCAUGAUAAGUUUAGUUCUGGAAAUAUUUCCUUCAGGCUUGACAACAUUUCUCUGGAAGAUGAUCGGAAAACAUUCUUUGCCUACGUUAAAUUCGAUAAGGAGAGCCAAUCUGAAGAACGGUGCAGAUCCACGCUGCAGGUUUCAGAUCCACUGAACCCAACACAACCCGUAUCUACUCCUCCCCCAGAGAAAGGUGAAAACGAGGGGAUUCAUGUGGCUGCAAUAGUUUUACCUUUCCUCUUCCUCCUUGUCCUUGCUGGUGUCUAUUGGUACAGAGGGCAACAUCAACCUCAGGCUCAAGAUCAAGAUCAACCUCAGGCUCAAGAUCAAGAUCAACCUCAGGCUCAAGAUCAAGAUCAACCUCAGGGUCAAGAUCUAGAUCCACCCAGCCAACCACUGGUUGUCCUUAAUUCCCAAGACAGAGCUCAAGAAGAGGCCACAGCUCAAGCUCCAGAUGCACCCAACCAACCACCAGUCCAAUUUAAUCCCCAAGACGGAGCUCAGGCUCAAGCUGAAGCAGAUGCACCUGAGGACACUGUUCCACUAUCUGAGGAUCGAGCUGAGUUUUUCUGUCAGACAAGGAUGAGUGAAGGUACUGCAGACCGCGACACCUGUGAGGACGCUGCUGCUUCUCCAGAGAAAGACAAACUGUUGAAAAAAGAAAAUGGAAAUGAAGACAGCGCCUCUGAUUAA
Messenger RNA from Acanthopagrus latus (yellowfin seabream), 921 nucleotides. RefSeq lists its product as uncharacterized. The record is from RefSeq and is a predicted model, not a curated record. Gene Ontology annotation, biological process: cell surface receptor signaling pathway; immune response; positive regulation of T cell proliferation. The transcript is spliced from 7 exons. Bases 1 to 921 code for a protein of 306 amino acids. Lineage: Eukaryota; Metazoa; Chordata; Actinopteri; Spariformes; Sparidae. Gene Ontology annotation, cellular component: external side of plasma membrane.